UGAUUUUCUUUGUGAGUCAAUUGGAUGGCUAAAACUUUCACCAGAAGUUAAGGAAAGAAUUAAUGAUGAAAAGUUUCCAACUGAAGCUCAUGAUUUUUUGUCAAUUGGAAAACAGCAUGAAGGAUAUUGGAAUAUUCAAAAAUUAGCUGAACAG
Messenger RNA from Entrophospora candida, 154 nucleotides. Lineage: Eukaryota; Fungi; Glomeromycota; Glomeromycetes; Entrophosporales; Entrophosporaceae. The record is from the annotation of a GenBank genome assembly.